AUGGCUUACCUUAUUGAUGUGGAACAGCUGCUCGACUUAUUUAUGACGCAGCCUACCGUUGAGGAUAAGAAGGGUGCCCUAGAACUGGGUCUCGUUAAAGGGCUGGUGGAGUUUAAGUACAUCGGCUUCUUGUACCUUGCCUGGAAAAGCGCUAUCCAAGACGUCAAUAUUUCUGUAUUACUGGGUGACACUAUUACACUAGUUGGUGCUACUGGGGCGGGGAAGACGUCGCUCAUGAAGCUGCUGCUCCGAUAUUAUAAUGUAACCUCCGGGAGCAUCAAGAUUAACGGCUAUAAUGUUCGCGACGUUACCCAGGGCUCGUUGCGAAACGUCCUCAGUAUAGUUAUGCAGGAUCCUAUACUCUUCAAUAUAUCGAUAAUAGAGAACCUACGCUAUAUAAAGCUCUUAGCUUCCGAUGAAGAGAUCUAUAAUGUGUGCCGAGCUGCCGCCAUCCACGACAAAAUUAUGUCUUUCCCUAAGAGCUACUAUACCAAGGUCGGAGAACAAGGCGUCAAACUAUCUGGCGGGGAGGUCCAGCGAUUGGCGAUUGUAAGAGUUUUUCUAAAAGAUCCCCCUAUCCUUGUUCUAGACGAGGUAACCAGCUCUAUCGAUACAGAGACCGAAUCGGAGAUUUAA
Messenger RNA from Penicillium waksmanii, 636 nucleotides. RefSeq lists its product as uncharacterized. Gene Ontology annotation, molecular function: ATP binding; ATPase-coupled transmembrane transporter activity; ATP hydrolysis activity. The coding region runs from base 1 to 636 and encodes 211 amino acids. The record is from RefSeq and is a predicted model, not a curated record. The transcript has a single exon. Lineage: Eukaryota; Fungi; Ascomycota; Eurotiomycetes; Eurotiales; Aspergillaceae. Gene Ontology annotation, biological process: transmembrane transport.